AUGACAAUAUAUGAGUCGACCAUUUUUGCUGUAAAACAGUUACUCAUGUCGUCAUCAUACUAUGUUCUACAUCGGCUAUUUCAUAUAGCUGAAGUUCAUCCCCAAAAAAUCGCCCUGAUUCUUGAUUCUCAAAUGUGGACAUACGGUGAAUUGAUCGAACAAGUCGAACGUAUUACUGACUACUUGCAGAAUUUAAAGAUCAUCAGAGGUCAAAUUAUUUAUCAAUUUGUUGAACGUAGUUUAGAAAUGGUCUGUGGAUUCUUAGGUAUCAUGUGUUUCGGUGGUGUGUAUUGCCCAUUGAAUCCAACAGAUUCUCCAUCGCGUCUUCUUUCCAUCUUGGAACAAAUCCAAAGUCAAUAUGUUUUCGUUCAUCAAUUAACAUUUAAACAGUUUCCAGCGGAUAUAGUUAAGCACGUCAUUUUCCUAGAAGAAAUUCUUUUCCCAUCAUCACAAAUUGAAGACAGGAGUAAACUUCCAUAUUGUGUAGAAGAUGGCCCUGCAUUUAUUGUUUGUACAUCAGGAACAACUGGCCGACCCAAAGCAAUCCUUCAUACCCAUCGAAGUUUUGCAGCAAGUAAUGCAGCUUACAUUCAAUGGAACGCGACUAUGUAUACAGUCCGAGACCAAGUUCUUCAACUUGCUACCUGUACAUGGAUUUUACAGUUAUCGGAAAUUUCGUUACCAUUGGUUGUGGGUGGAUCUGUUGUACUCUUACGACCUGGUGGACAUUUAGACAUGUCGUAUUUAUCAAAGACUCUGAUCAAUCAGCAAGUCACAACGAUGAUCAUUGGUCCAGCAAUUAUUCGAGCUUUGAUCGAUUUUUUAGAGAUCAGCCAACAAGUUGAUACGUUCAAAUAUGUUCUCAAUAUAUGCAUAACGGCCGAAGCAAUCAAUCCUCCGCAAUGGAUAAAAUUUCUGAGUUAUUUAAAUUUGUCAACUACUCGAAUCAAUUCUCAGUACGGCAUGUCAGAAUGUAAUGGAGUUCUUGGUUGUCAACUAUUCGAUGUUUACAAUACAACGAUACCUAUUGGUUGUCCAUUCGUUAAUGUUCGUUGUUUACUCGUCGGUGAACAAGAUGAUAUUAUCGAUAAAACCAAUAGUACAAGUCAGAUAGGUCAACUUCUCAUAGGAGGACCCACUCUGUUUGCUGGCUAUCUUAAUGAUCCACAACGAACGAAUGACAUUCUUAUUACUAUUGAUAAUCAGAUUUAUUUAAAAACAGGGGAUUUAGCUCGAUACAACGAACGAGGCGAACUUGUUCACUCUGGACGUGCGGAUUUUCAAAUCAAAAUUCAUGGCCAACGAGUUGAAACAACGGAGAUUGAAGAUACAAUUAUGAAUUGGUCUCGAGAUCAAAUUUCCGGUUGUCUCGUGAUAAAAUCUCCGCAAAACAAAGAUUCAUUAGUUGCUUAUAUCGUUUCACACAGUCCCGAUCUCAAUAUUGAAGAAAUUCGAAAUCAUUGUCGUCAGCACCUGCGUCAGUAUAUGGUUCCAUCUCAUAUCAUCAUUCUUCAUAAAUUUCCAUUGAAUUCCAAUGGAAAAAUCGAUCGAAAACAGCUUCCAAUCCCAUCACUACUCAACAACGUUCCAAUCGUUGACAAACCAAUCUCAGAAUUGGAAGAUCAGAUCCACAAACUAUGGUGUAAUGUCUUACAAUUGACUUCUGUUCCUCGUUAUGCGAAUUGUUUCGCAUUGGGCGGCUCAUCUUUAACAUUAAUCCAAUUUUUCAAUUAUUAUCAGUUUCAUUUCGGUCUCGAUAUGCAACUCAACGUCCUCGACUUUUUUCUCACUCCAACCAUUGCCGAUCAUGUUCAACUCUUACAAAAUAGCAGACCAAAGCUAAAAACCAUUUGGACUCCACUCCAUUUAAUACAAGGUGCUGCUUCGUUUGCUCAAACUCGUCUUUGGAUGGACGAACAAGUUCGUUUCCACGAAGAAGUGUCCGUUUUCAAUGAAUUAUUGAUCUACCAGUUAAAAUCGUCUAGUUCAUUGCCAAUUGAACGACUGCGUCAAGGUCUUCGACUUGUUGUUGAUAAAAAUCCUAUUCUUCGUACAGCCGUGACAUUUGAUCAAGAACGAUUAAUCCAAAAGAUUCUUCCAUUGUCCUCCGAACAUUAUCCAAUUCAAGUGACAUGCGUAAAAACUAACAUUGAGAUAGAAAUGAUAUUUUACAAUGAAGAAACCAAUCGAUCCUUGUUCAUACUCGAACAAGGGAAGGUUUUUCGCUGCCAUUUACUUCUUCAAUCAUCCGCAAAAGAGUUAACACGUGACGACAUGAUCAUUUUUAAUUUUCAUCAUAUCGCAGUUGAUGGCAAUUCCAUUCAAGUGUUUAUCAACAAUCUUCGUCAAGUUCUUCUCACAGGAAAGUUGUCUAACGACGAAAAUGAGCAUCUUACUUACCUUGACUAUUCCCAGUACGAAAGAUUAGAGGAUUGGUCGAUUGCUCGACAGUAUUGGAAGGAAAUUUUAACAUCAGUCCAUCCUUCAAUUCAGCAACAAAACUAUUCGGUGAAAACGGGCAGAGGUUACACAAUCACAUUUGAUUUAGAUCGAAUGAUUGUUAAAUCUUUGAAUCAAUUUAUAACGCAAUCAAAUUUGACGCUUUUUCAAGUUGGUCUCGCUGCAUUUUUUGUUUUCCUUUUCAAACUCUCGAACAAUGAUCAAUUAGAAUUCUGCACAGGGAUUGCCGCUGCGAAUCGAUCCCAAUACGAACUUGAACAUCUUCUCGGAUUCUUCGUAAAUACCAUUCCAUUUUUCAUCGAAAUUCAUCCUUUUGAAUCGUUUCCUGAAUUUUGCCAACGAAUUCAACAAAACUGGUUGGAAAUCUUUCCGCAUUCCAAUUUUCCUUAUCAGGAAAUGGUGAAAUUAAAUCCACAUUUACGAUCUUCAUUUCUUCAAACACUUUUUCUCAUCGACACAAAGAUCGACAAUACUGAACAAACUAUCGAAAUUGAUCCAGAGAAUUCACUCCACUUCAUCGAUCGACGGAUCUUCACUGGAAACAUCGCCAAAUUCGAUUUGGUGUGUUCACUUUUUGAACAUCGUCGAAACGAAACGAUCUCAGUGACAUUAAAUGCUUCAUUGGAUUUGUAUGAUCAGACAACAAUUUCCACGAUGUCGCAACGAUUUCAUUGGUUACUAAACCGAUUAUUCCUUUUUCCUGGUAAUGAAAUAAGUGAUUAUUCUUUAUUACUACCCGAUGAACAGUUACUAAUGAAAACCUUGAAUAACACUCAAAUAUCAUCUCCUUCCUUUUCUUCCAUUCGUCAUAAAUUCACUGAUCAAAUUACAAAAUACUCUCAAAAGCUCUCCAUUGAACUCGAUAAGCAAUCUCUCACUUACGCUGAACUCCUAUAUUAUACGCAAAGUUUAUCCUUAAAUCUCUUGAAUUUUACCACUCCAGGUGAUAUCAUCUGUCAAUGCGUUGAACGAAGUUUAUUCAUGGUAAUCGGUAUUAUGGCAAUUGAAAUGAUCGGAUGCGUUUAUUGUCCACUGUCACCCGGUGAUCCGAAAUAUCGUUUAAAUACACUCAUUCGACAGACAAAAAGUCGUGUUAUCCUAACCGAUUGGUUAACAAUAUCGAAAUUUUCCGACGCAGACUUUCUAUUGAUCAAUGUUGAGUCAAUGUUGUAUAGUGACAAUAAUGAUAUUGAUUGUUUAUCACAUAUAAGAAUCGCACAUGAGAGUAUCGCGUACAUUAUUUUUACGAGCGGUUCGACGGGAAUUCCAAAAUCAGUUCAAGUUCGACACGGAAACCUGAUUGGAUGUAUUCAUUCACUUUCUUCAAUUGAUUUGAUAAAUAGCAAAGAUACAGUUGUACAAAUGGCUCAAUGCUCAUACGAUGUUCAUCUGCAAGAAAUUCUUGGCACAUUGAUGAUCGGAGCGAGUUUAAUUAUGCUUCAUCCUCAAGGAAAUCUUCAUAUUGACUACCUUCUUCGAACUCUGAAUGAAAAACAAAUUUCAUAUUUACAAAGCGUUCCGUCAUAUCUCAAUAACCUCAAUGAAUUUUCCUUCGAAUCUCACAUAUCCACACUACGAAAUCUCGAUAUCGGCGGUAAGAUAUCCCUUCCAUCGAUUAAAGUCUUUCGCAUCGNGACUCGAUCGCGUCAUUUUUGGUAUUCUCAAUUGAAAGAUUAUAACUUCACUCGAUCAUUAUCAUUACCUGUUGAUCGACAUUGUUUAUCCAUGGACUAUCGAUCUGGUUCUCAAUCUGCCACUCAAAUCUAUUUCGACGAUGAGAUUUCCAGAGAAUUUCUGCAAUUCGUAACUCUAUACCACGUAACACCAUUCCAAUUAGCAAUGAGUGUGUUUUAUGUAUUUCUGUGGAAAUUAUCUAAUGGUCACAGUGAUUUGUGCUUCAGCUGUUUACAUUCGAAUCGAUAUCGGAAUGAACUACAAAGUUUAAUUGGAAUGUUUGUUGCUACGUUACCAUUUCGAAUGCGAAUUCAUCCUCAUUGGUCAUUUGAGAAACUGAUUGAGCAUGUACAGGAGAAUUGCUCAGCAAUUUUUCAACAUACGCAUUAUCCCUUACAGCAAAUUCUUGCGGAUUUUCGAGUGAAUUAUUCGAAUGUUUCGUUUCUCGAGGUUCUAUUUGAACUUCUUACUGUAUCUUCUGACAUGCAGAAACUUUCAUUGGAUGGAACACAUUUAGAACGCGUAUCUAUUGAACGGUUACACGAAGCGACUGCAUUUGAUUUCGAUGUUGCGUUUGUUUACAACCCAACAAGUGAAACUGAAAAGUUAUUAUGUAAUAUUUAUGGAUCGCGAGAUAUUUUCGAUGAAAGCACGAUUGAGAAGAUAGGUCGACGACUUCAACUUGCAUUUUCUCAGAUAUUCACAACAACUCUACGACCUAGUCAGAUUAGUAAACUCUCUCUUGUUCUACCGGAUGAACUUGAACAAAUACAAAAAGUAGCAAUUCAUAAUUUCUCUGACAUUGCUAUAGGAGAACGUUUACAUCAAAUCUUCAGUCGAGUAUUCAAUUGUGAAUCUGUGGAUGUGACUCAAUCAUUCAGCGAGAUGGGUGGAACAUCAUUGGAUGUUUUACGAAUGGUCUCUCUCAUUCGAAAAUAUAUUUGUCCUACAAUCAAUACAUCUCACUUAUUUGCCAAUCCUUCGAUUCGACAACUGGCACAAGUGAUCAAAUCAUUUUCAGCUGUAGUAGAAUCAACUCUGUUUGUACCUUUGAAAGUGGCGAUUAUUGGCUGUGGUAUUGGCGGUUUAUCCGCUGCUAUCGCUCUACGCAGAUAUGGCCACGAAGUCACUGUUUAUGAACGAGCUCACUUCGCUAGCGAAGUAGGUGCAUCGAUUUCUGUUGCUGCGAAUGGAACAAAAUUUCUCGAAGAGUGGGGUGUUGACACGGUUGCUGGAAGAUCUGUUAUUCUAAAGAAAUUAAUUAUGCGCAAUUGGAAAGAUGGUACACCCAAUGAUGUUUAUGAUUUGAGUGAUUAUAAAGAAAAAUGGGGUUAUGUCUACAAUAUGUUUCAUCGAAUUGACCUUCAUGAACAAUUGCAGAUCAGAGCGAAAGCUCUGGGAGUAACAAUUGUUGUAGAUCAUAAAGCAGUUGAUAUUGAUUUUCUUCAUCGUACUGUCACAUUUGAUACAGGCAAAACAAUAUCCGCUGAUUUGAUCAUUGGUGCGGAUGGUGUCCGUUCAACAGUGCGUCGCUUGAUAGGAAUUGUUGCUAAAACAACGCCGUCAACAAGUGCGUGUUACCGUUGCAUCAUCCCGACGUCGCGCGUAAAGAAAUUUGGCUUGAAAGAUUUUGCACCCAACAGUGCAAUUGAAUUCUGGGGUGGUUUUGGAAUUAAUAAGAUUGUUUUAGCUCCUUGUUGUGCAGGUGAGAUAGUGUCCUUCUAUUGCUUUUAUCCAGCUUCACUCAAUGAUCAAAGUGAAGAGGGCUGGAAUUUCAGCGCAACGCCAUCAAUGCUAAUCGAGCGUUUUCCCGAUCUCGAUCCAGAUUUAUUGGCCAUUUUCGAACAUUGCGAAGACAUCAAGUUAUGGAAAUUGGUUAUUCAUGAGCCAUAUCCAUAUUGGGUGAAGGGCUGUACAGCAUUACUCGGGGAUGCUGCUCAUCCAAUGAUGCCUGAUCAAAGUCAGGGCGCGUGUAUGGCAAUUGAAGAUGCAGCUGCAUUGGGAAUCAUAUGCUCACCUAAGUAUUGGGGAAACCGAAUACAUACGGUCGAACAUGGUUUGAAAAUGUAUGAACUGUUAAGAAAAUCUAGAGCAACUCGAGUUCAAGCGGCAAGUGCGCGUGCACGAGAGAACCUCAAUGAACGAAUUGGCUGGAGCUCACAAAGAAAUCAACAAAAUACGACGAAUAAAUUAACUAUUGAUGAAAUCAAUGUUUACGACAUGGACAAACAUCUAAAUGAUCUUCUUAGCUAA
This is a messenger RNA of Adineta ricciae, 6387 nucleotides long. NCBI's taxonomy places the organism in Eukaryota, Metazoa, Rotifera, Eurotatoria, Adinetida, Adinetidae. The record is from the annotation of a GenBank genome assembly.